AUGAAAAAAAAAAUAGAAAUAAAACACGUCGAGCAGGAAGAAGCUACGGAGGAGGGUCAAAACAAGAUACCGGUGAAUGAAACAAACAAAUACCAGACUUGUCCAGUUGACAGUUCCAUACAGAAAUCGCCAAUUAAAGUUAAGUGCGAGCCUGGAGUCUCCCCCAGCAGUGAACAUCUAGCCAUGGAAACCGAAUUAAAUGAACCUCAACAGGAAGUGGAAACUUCUCACUCCGAAGUUUCCUUCAGCAUUGAACAGCAAUCUGUUGUAACAGAAUCGGAGAAAAAUCUAAUUGAAAUGAAAAAUCCGCCCUCAGAAUGCAAGCAGAAGUUCACGUCGACGCGGAACCGCUUCUGGAAGAGAUUCAACCGUGUUGAACAGCCGCUGUUUCCAAAUAAACAGGUCAAAGCCCAGACGUGGCAGCCACCGAGUGUUCCCGGAGAAGAGAGUGACCUUUUUGGCAGUGAUGAUACAUUCACCGACAAGACCAACGUGCCGGCUCCUCGGACAACGACUCGCAGGAGUGGAGCAGCGACGGGUCGAGGAGUAGAGGCCGGGGCCGAGGUGUGGGUCAUGGGCGUGUGUCCACCUGUAAGGAAACAACUGCUGGUGGGACUUAACAGGUGUUCCAUCCAAGUCAUACCGGAGGGCACACCUUACAAGGACAUCAUGGACCCGAAUAUGCGAGGGUUUCCAGAGGCGGAGAUGGAGAGCAGCGCUGACGAAAGCGACCCGGAAGAUACCCUUUGGACACCUCAACAUCGCCAGUAUUUCGCAAUUCAGUCUCCAGGCCCGUCUUCGUCCUCGACUCAAGGGCCGUCUCCAGCGAUUCCAACGACUCCGAAUGAAGCUCAGACCAGGACUCUGCCCACCACUAAGAAGAGACUGCCAACUCCUGCGACUCCCAAAAUGUCCACCAAAAAGUCGACGUCCACAAUCAGUCCACAACCGACGACCGGUGUGAUCGAUGACGAGGCCGUAGAACCACCACAGAUUACUUUCAACAAGCCACAAAAACCCGCCAGAGAGGCUUUGAAAGCUGCCGGAUUGGAUGAAACUGGGGUUUUCAACAAUCAGCACUAUUUCAUCGACUACCUGCACAGAAAAUGGUCGGCAUUGAGGAACACUCGUUCUCCAAGCCCGUCUCCGGCAUCGACUCCAGGCCCGUCUCCGGCAUCGACUCCAGGCCCGUCUCCAGCCUCGACACCAGGCCCGUCCCCAGCCUCGACUCAAGGGCCGUCUCCAGCACCGACUCCAGACCCGUCUCCAGUGAUUCCGACGACUCCGAGCGAAGCUCAGACAAGAACUCUGCCCACCACUAAGAAGAGACUGCCAACUCCGGCGACCCCCAAGCUUUCCACCGAAAAGUCGACGUCCACAAUCAGUCCACAACCGACGACCGGUGUGAUCGACAGCGAGGCCGAAGAUCCGAAACAGAUUACUUUCAACAAGCCACAAACACCCGCCAGAGAGGCUUUGAAAGCUGCCGAAUUGGAUUACACUGGGGUUUUAAACGAUCAGCACUAUUUCAUCGACUACCUGCACAGAAAAUGGUCGGCAUUGACAGGAGAAGAGGGUCGCAAGAGGUACCUGUUAAACACAGUCAGGCAGAUCAAAAGAACCCUGAACUUCGCUCACAAAAACGGGAACCAUCACCUAGUCGAUCCCCAAGGUCUGCAGUGGAGGGAAUACCUUAAGGACAUCGACUCGCACAUCGAGUUUUGGAAUCAGUUGAAAAGCAAAGCGGGAUUCAGUGCGGAGACGGUGAAAAACUACAUCAGAACGUUGGAAAAGGCGCUGGACAGUGCUAUCGAAGAGGUCCUGACUAGGGGAGGAGAGAUGACGGAGAGUGACCAAAGAUUCCAACAGAUUGUUAAAGGAGUGAAAAUCUCCCUAAAGGCUUACAAAAAGCGGAACAGCCGGGAAAUAUCUAAAGAAGUCGUACCUCGUAAGUACAAGCGAGAUACGUCGUUCUUUCAGGAGCUCGAUGACGUCCAAAAAUACCUGAAAGCCGUUAUCGAUCACACCUAUAGCCAAACUGAGGAAGUGGAGAAGGACCUUGAAGUUCUAGAAACCACGGUCAGAGAACACGGCACGCUGUCCACCAAAGUUGUCAAACCCGGCGUGAUUGUUGGCAUGACGCUCGCCAAAUUCGACUCAGCGGUUGAAGACAAGGCCGAAGGGUUCCUGACAUUCUCAGUAAAGGACCACAAAACCAACACGGUGACGCUCGCAGACGUGGCGAUUCCGAUCGAGAUGCUGCCGCUGUUCCAAAUAUACAGAAAACUGAGGCGUUCCCUUGUAAACGAUCGAACGAGAAACGGAAAUUUCUUUACCAACUCCGAGGGAAACGAGUUGAAGGGCGCCCAGGAAGCGCUGACAUCCAUAAACAGAAAGCUAAGAUAG
This is a messenger RNA of Macrosteles quadrilineatus (aster leafhopper), 2406 nucleotides long. RefSeq names its product proteoglycan 4-like. NCBI's taxonomy places the organism in Eukaryota, Metazoa, Arthropoda, Insecta, Hemiptera, Cicadellidae. The transcript is spliced from 8 exons. Bases 1 to 2406 code for a protein of 801 amino acids. The record is from RefSeq and is a predicted model, not a curated record.